CGGUGCUGGGCCGGGGACGCGAGGCGCGGGCCAUCGGCUCGACCUCGUCUGCCCCACCGGGCGCGCCCUGCGCGCGGGGCCGGGGCAGGAAUGGUCAGCUAGGAGCUAUCUUGUGUAGGGUCUCCUCAGCUGAGUCCCCGGCCUGUAUUUUGGGGAGAGAGGGCGGAGAGAUAGCUCUUCCCGUCCAGAUGCCGGGGGCCGGACGGAGAGGAGAGCCAGGCGUUCCAGCCUGCAGUCCCGAGAAGGCGGACGGACCCUUCACUGCCAUCAGCUUAGUUUACAAGUUUCGUCUGCUGCCGGGCCCCACUUCACACCCGGAUCAAAACUACAUGAUGGCUGACCAGGACCCUUGGGGCAUUAGCCCCGUCCAACAAAUGGUGGCUUCGGGCGCUGGGGCCGUGGUCACCUCUCUCUUUAUGACUCCCCUGGACGUGGUGAAGGUGCGCUUGCAGUCCCAACGUCCCUCAGUGGCCAGUGAACUGACGCCUCCCUCCAGAUUCUGGAGUGUUUCCUACACCAAAUUGCCAUCCUGUCUCCAACCCACAGGGAAGUGCCUCCUGUACUGCAAUGGUGUUCUGGAGCCCUUGUACCUGUGCCCAAAUGGUGUCCGCUGUGCCACCUGGUUUCAGGAUCCCACCCGCUUCACUGGCACCAUGGAUGCCUUUGUGAAGAUCGUGAGGCACGAGGGUACCAAGACCCUGUGGAGUGGCCUCCCAGCCACCCUGGUGAUGACCGUGCCAGCCACUGCCAUCUACUUUACCACCUACGACCAACUCAAGACCUUCCUGUGUGGCCGAGCCUUGACCUCUGACCUCUACACACCCAUGGUGGCUGGUGCUUUGGCCCGCUUGGGCACCGUGACUGUGAUCAGCCCCCUGGAGCUGGUGCGAACAAAGCUGCAGGCUCGGCAUGUGUCAUACCGUGAGCUGGGUGCCUGUGUCCAGGCUGCGGUGGCUCAGGGUGGCUGGCGCUCCCUGUGGCUGGGCUGGGGGCCCACUGCCUUGCGGGAUGUUCCUUUCUCAGCCCUAUACUGGUUCAACUAUGAGCUGGUGAAGAGCUGGCUGAGUGGGCCCAGGCCAAAGGACCAGACAUCCGUGGGCAUCAGCUUUGUGGCUGGCGGCAUCUCAGGGAUGGUGGCAGCCAUCCUGACUCUGCCCUUCGAUGUGGUGAAGACUCAGCGCCAGGUUGCGCUGGGAGCAGUGGAGGCUGUGAGAGUGCGGUCCCCUCAUGCUGACUCCACUUGGCUGCUGCUGCGGAGGAUCCGGGCCGAGUCGGGCACCAGGGGACUCUUUGCAGGCUUUCUCCCGCGGAUCAUCAAGGCCGCCCCCUCCUGUGCCAUCAUGAUCAGCACUUAUGAGUUUGGCAAAAGCUUCUUCCAGAAGCUCAACCAGGAGCGGCCACGGGGUCCUUGAAAGGGGCCAGGGGUUGAGGGCCCCAUCUCCUGUACGGAUGAGGCAAGGGCGGAGGAGACUGAGCCCAGUGCCUUUUCCUCAGCCCUGAGGGGCAGGGCCCUGUUUCCCUUCCUCAGCCUGGGCCCUCAGGCCCCCCUCAGACUUUCUUCCUGUUCCUUCUCAUUCCUGAGGCUCAAGGAUCACCACUUUCCCACCCCCAAGUUCAAGACCAAAUCUGUUUCCCUCUGUUUGCUGUAGCUGGGCCUGCCCCCAGGAGCUAAAACCUCUGGGCCUGCCUCAGUCUCCCCUACCUCCAUUAAUUCAUUAAGUCUA
This is a messenger RNA of Trichechus manatus latirostris (Florida manatee), 1724 nucleotides long. It is a transcript of the gene SLC25A39, whose product is annotated as solute carrier family 25 member 39. Gene Ontology annotation, biological process: mitochondrial transmembrane transport. The coding region runs from base 189 to 1412 and encodes 407 amino acids. The transcript is spliced from 12 exons. Lineage: Eukaryota; Metazoa; Chordata; Mammalia; Sirenia; Trichechidae. Gene Ontology annotation, cellular component: mitochondrion. The record is from RefSeq and is a predicted model, not a curated record.